AGUUGGCAGCCGUGAGCAAUUAUAUUUAUUUAUUUACGUUUUUCGUGCCACUGAAAAUAACUGUUUGAUCGCUUAGUAAUUAAAUAAAACUGUGAGUUUUUUCUCUCUCUCGGUUAAUUUAAAGUUAAGCUAUGGCGACGCAUACACCGGUGAAUAAACCGCCUUUCGCCCUAAGUACGUAUGGUCACUUUUCGGUUCCGCAAAGCAAUGCCUCUACUCCAAGUCCGCACCAGCAAUCAAACUCAUCGAACGAAGGAGGUGAUGAUGACCCCUUGAAGAAGAAAAAGAAGCUUUUAAAGAAAAAAAUGAUAAUGUCAACUACCAGUCAACCACCGGCAAAACAACUCCCAGCGGGCAAUGUCGUCAGGAAAAAGAAGCUGAAAAGCAGCAGCAACAAACCGCCAAAAAACGAGCCUCGAGAAGACGGAAAAAGGGGCAAGAAAGUUGUCCAUGAGCAAGGGCGCGAAAUCAUAGGUAAUAUAAUAAAAUUUUUCGAGGAAGAGAAGCAGAAGAAAGGGCUCAAUGUCCCGCUAAACCAGCCACUAAGGCGAGCGGCCGAGGCAACUGGGAUCUCCUACUCGACUAUCAAGAGGAUCAAGAAAGAAGUGCAAAGAUGUGAAGCAACGGGGACGAAACUGACAACACCCGGACAGUUUAGGAGAGGUCGCAAAUCAAUCUACGAAAUCGAGCAAAUGAAAAGUUGGACCUCAGGAUGGGUGUUCGACCCGCCAGUCCCAUUUAAUUCGAACGGACUCCGAGGAUUCAUCUAUAAAGAAAUACAAACAGAUGACAAGUCUAUUUACCAGUUUCAUCCCAUUUCCUCUGGCUCUCUACACUUCAAAGUCAAAACAACAAAUGAUGCGCAGGUUUGCUUAACAACAGUACCAAGGGAAGGAAACCCCAUGUACGAGGUUGUGAUAGGCGGAUGGGCCAAUACCAAAUCAUGCAUCAGGAAAAACAGUUCGAAAGUGGAACAAGCUCUCGUAGACACCAUGGACAUUCUCACUUCUGAUGAAUACAAAGGCUUCUGGAUUCGUUGGGCCGGAGGUAGCAUAGCUGUUGGUCGUGAGGGUGAAUCUUGGCCUUUCAUGUCGUGGGAUGAUCCUGACCCAUUCCCAGUAGCGUAUUAUGGACUCUCCACUAACUGGUCCGCAACUGGACAUUGGAUUGUUGAAGGUUGUGUCGGCGAACCAAGCACAUCAACGACACCGACUCUUGCAUUACCCCAAAACCUAGUCGCUUUCCCUCAGCACCAACCCCCAGCACACGCCGUGGCCUCUCCUGGACACCCCCAACCAUCCCCUGGUCAUCCGCAACCAUCCCCCGGUCACCCACAACCCUCCCCACAGAACCUCGCAACCCAGCACUCGGCAACACAAUCCCCGCAAUCCCUCCACACUCCAACAGAUGGGGCGUCUCUCGAGUCAGAGUCAUCUUGGAGCCAAAGUCGCACAACCUCCCUCCUCACCAACGUCGUGGAGAUGGUCAUCGAGCCGACCGGUUGGAACGUGGCCUCUUCGUCCAUGGGUUCCGGCCGAUGGGUGCCGGCGUCCAACGGGGCGAUACCACCCAACGCAGUCAAAGGCGGCUUCGACAAGAUUGAGUUGUACGUUGGCAGGGCUCAUCAUGAUGGCGCCCUCAUUCCUGGUAAAAUCGUUCCUUCGCACGGUAUGUGCUAUAUUGCCUGGCGCGGAGUCGAGCACGGAAAACCAGAUUAUGACGUGUUGUGUGAUUGUACUGUGAGUUGGAUCCCUGCAUCAGGCGGAAUUAUUCCAGAGGGAGCGCUUCCCGCGGGUACUGCGGAUACCGGUGAAACAUUGUUCGUGGGAAGAACGAACCAUCAAGGAACCACCAUCGUCGGAAUGGUCCAGCCAAGUCAUAAAGUGUGUUACAUUCCUUACAAUGGCCAUGAACUGCCAUACGGUGAUUACGAAGUUAUGGUAGUCAAGUAACUCCUCUCAGCUUUAGCUCUAUGUGUUGUAAUCAUUGUAAAUGUGAGGUUUUUUUCUGUAAGCAUGAAUUUUUUGGUAGCGGAAAAUAUGCCUGUAAACAUAAAGACUCCGGCUUGACAAACUGGAUCUUGUGGAGUAUAUUCGCUCAACAAACAAACUCGACACUUCGGAUCUGAUCCUUGUCACAUUGUUUUGGACUUUUAUUGCUUUGGAGUCCAAAAAGACAAGGGCAGGAACCUGAAGCAGAGCUUUUACUUGUGGCUCCAGCUGAGAUAGCGGUAUCUUUGGCUGUUCGCAUCGAGAGCCAGUUUACAUUGAAAAAAAACAUUUGUCUCAACCUUGAUAUACUUUUUGAAUUAAAACUAUUGUUCGCAGUACUGCCUGCUAAGGAAAAAUGCCAUAUGAAAAUUCGAAUGUUUCCAAAUUAACUCUCAGAAAGUACACUUUUUUAUUUAUUUAUUUUUUUUUUUUUGUGAAAACUAAGAAUAUUUUUCAGCAAAAUUGGCAGACAUUUUAGAUCAUACUAUGAUCAAAAUUCUCUGAAAAUUUAAUAGAAGAAUAUUCACAAUUUACCUGGAAAUUCGUGAUUUGCCCAAAAAAAGUUUGGCAUUGUCUAAGGGCUCGUACAGCAUUCUUUCUCAGUACGGCAGAGUGCUACACAUCCAGAUCUUACACCUCAAUCAGUUUUCAAGCCUUAGAAGUCUUUGUGCCAAAAUACCCAUAAUUUUCACCCUAAUUUUUGGAAGGUACGGAAUUUUUCACCCAUCCAGUUUUACCUUCUUUAUAUCUGUAAAUACUUUUACCAUUCCUAUAUCUGUCUGUUAUCACUGUGUAUUCUAACAAUUCAAAAGUCUUAAAUUCAUUUGUUGUUUGAACUGUAUAAUCUUUGGUGAAACUGAAUCACUUAUAUUUUAGUUUGCAAAAUUUUAGAUUUCCUGUCAUAACAUCAUUUUUUUGCAGUGGACCAAUCUUUGUAACUGUUCUAAAUUGUGUUUGAUUUGCUUUGCAUUUUCAAGAAUGCUCUCAGCAAAGGACCCUGCACUGACAACCUCAGAAUCCUGUGCAGGCUUUUCAUCAUUAUUUGAUACGGUGUCUUUAAACAUUGUGAGCUUUUAAAAUCGAAACUUUCUACUUCUCAGUCUUGCUUUCCUUGAAAUUGGCCCGUGGAAAGUUACAUUUUCAAAGUUUAUCGUUCCCAAAAGAUCAUGAAGAACAUCACAUGGAAUUUAGCCAGAGCUGAAUUCUUUGGUUCUAUGUACAGGCACCUUUUAUUGCGAAAAUAUCAGUGAUUUUCUAAUAAUAUAAUUUAUGACCUAAGAUUCAAACAGAGUCGUCACAGUCAGGGAAUACCAGGAAACCUGAGAAAUGUCAGAGAAUUUGAUGAAAGUGUCAAGGAACAAUUGUUAAGUCACCUUUAUUUACUUUCUAGAAGGGUUUUGAUGUUUUAAACAACAAUGUUUUCCUGGAAACUAUUUCAAAUUAUGUCUUCCUAAACAUCUGAUAUAUCUCCAAUUGUCUUUGUCAGGGACUAUUACCCAAAUGUGUCAGGGAAAUUCAUCUCUAAAAUCUAUGGCAACCCUGUUUAAAAAUGCCACUUUGAAAUACAUUUUUUUAAAAUUUUAUCAUUGAAGUGUGAAUGUAUUUCGCCUUAAGUUUACUUUCAAGGACAUCUCGUAUUUUGAUCUCAUCCAGGCAAAGAAAAAAAUUCGAUUUGUAUCUAAAUUUUGCAAACAUGCAAAAAAACUCUCGGAUAAGUUGUCAGACAUUGAAAGUCUACACUUUGUCUCACAAUUCAAACCGUUAUGGAAUUGUGCAUGUGUUCAUAGUUUGUCUACCAAAGUUGUUGUCAGUCAAGGAAGGCAUUUCAUGCCAUAUUUUUAGCUUGCGCUAUUGAUUCACUACUUUUGAUCACAACAUUUAAUGUUAACAGGAUAAUUUACCAAAUGCAUAAAAUUUUAAAAUUGUUUUAAAGUACCCAAUUUGCUCCUAAAUUUUUUUUUAACUCCAUUAAAAUAAAUUUUAAGUGCAAAAGAAGAUACCAAAAUUAUUUUAAAAUUUUAUUCAUAUGACUUACAUCCAACCCCCUGCAUGUUUUUCAUUACCUACAAAACUUACGUUUGUAUUUAUAAUUUAAGGAGGUCUCAAAUGACAAUUAGUCUACUUGUGAACGAGCCGUCAAGUAAAAAAAUGAAAGGAGACGCCAAAUUUGUAUCUAUUUUAGAGCCAGCAUUUUGGAAGAACAGUAGUGUGUAGUAUUAUCGAUUAAACAAUGUAGCAACAUAAACUUGAAUCAAAGCAAUUCAAUUAUCUGUGAUGUUCAAAUUACAUUUUAGUAGUAAGUUUUUGUACAUACUGUAGAUUAAAAACAUCACCUUGAAAAUCUUGCAACAAUGGGCACUCAUAUUCAAUAUUCAGAUUAGAAUUAGCUUUCGUAUUUAAUUUUUAAUGCAGAUUGAUAUUUGUACAAAGUAACACUGCAAAUUUUGUCCAAAAUUUGUGUGGAAGUAAUUCAGUGUAAGAUGAAAAUGAGAAUAUUUUUGAGUGGGUGUUGAUGAAUUAUCUGGAAAUUCUGCCAGAAGAAUAUGGUGUGUUUGUGGUCAUGAUUAUGAAAGAGUUAAGAAAAAGGAGAGGAUACUUAAUCUAAAACUUUUUCCCUGAUGGAUGCAAAAAGGAAUACAUUCGAAGAUUAACCUCUGUUCUCAAGUAUAGUCUGUGCAGGUUCGUACGCAUUCAAAAAUUCAGAACGUCAUUUACAUGUGAUCAACUGUUGUCAAACAACACAUGUUGAAAAACUCUGCUAAAUCCCUAGUAUGUUCUAGGUACUUUGUAAAAGGGAAACUACCUGUCAAUAUUUAUCAAAAUUCUCUUAGAUUUUUCUUUUCUCUAUCAAAAUUAUUCUGUGAAAAUUUCAAGUCAUAUUGUCCGUUAGAUAUUCUUCAAAAAAUGAAGUAUUAAGGAAGAUUUUAUAGCGAAACAGAGUUCUAUUUUUGCAGAAUUUAAUCAUCAGUUGGUGACUGUCCAUAAUUGUAGUACACGUAGGCAAAUUUUCGUAGAAAGAAUUUUUUUCAGAUGGGGUCAAAAAUUGGUCAGAAUUUUUAACAGUAAAUUCUCUUUAGUACCUGCAGAAACAAUUUAUCGAUGCUCUUUCUGCUAUCAACACUUCAAUUCUGCUGAACACCCUGCCAAACCUUUUUUUUUUUUAUUAAUCGCUGCUAAUGUCUUGACUGAGACAGAAGCGAAACUUGUGGUUACACUGAAUAAUUAUGCACCAUGAUGUCCAAGUAUGUUUUGCCUGUUGACAGAGUGGUCUUGCACUUAGGAGAUUUUUCCAAUGGAGUAGCUGAAGCACACACAGUGAUGGUGAGACUUGAGAAAUAUGCAUUGCAAUUUGCAGCAUUGGAGACCUCCUCUCACAAUUCAUUUUUUAAAUCAGAAAAUACUCAUCUCUUGAAAACCUCUUUGAUUUUUCUUCUCUGUGUGAAGAAUAAUCUAUGAGUAUUCCGAGCAAUAGUGUUCGUUUGUUCUCUUUUGAUAAGACAAAAUGAAAGUUGAGAUUUUACAACGCUGCAAUCAAAAUAUGCAUUUUUGCAGUUUCGUUGUCGAUAAGCUCUUAAGAGCCAACUCUGGAUUUUGUAAAUUUUGUAAAGUUAGCCAAAUACUUACUCUGUAAUUUUUGUGCAAUCAAGUGCUUUAAAGUUUUGCAGGAUGUACUUCUUCUGAUGAGAGAGAACAAUUUUUGUAUAUAAGGCAUUUUAGUGACUCAUUGUUGAAGUGUAAUAUAUUUUUUACCUGUGC
Molecule: messenger RNA, 5747 nt
Organism: Bemisia tabaci
Lineage: Eukaryota; Metazoa; Arthropoda; Insecta; Hemiptera; Aleyrodidae
Source: RefSeq, a predicted model, not a curated record